Messenger RNA from Colletes gigas, 8283 nucleotides. RefSeq names its product circadian locomoter output cycles protein kaput-like. Lineage: Eukaryota; Metazoa; Arthropoda; Insecta; Hymenoptera; Colletidae. Bases 1729 to 4377 code for a protein of 882 amino acids. Gene Ontology annotation, biological process: regulation of transcription by RNA polymerase II. Gene Ontology annotation, molecular function: protein dimerization activity; DNA-binding transcription factor activity, RNA polymerase II-specific; RNA polymerase II cis-regulatory region sequence-specific DNA binding. The transcript has 13 exons. The record is from RefSeq and is a predicted model, not a curated record. Gene Ontology annotation, cellular component: transcription regulator complex; nucleus; aryl hydrocarbon receptor complex.
UCGCGCGUGUCGCGUCUCCGUUGGCCGUUGCGCUGCCCUUUCGGCGAUCGUUCCUUUCUUAUAUUGUUUAUCAUCGUGAAAUCAUACGACCGUUAAACAGCGCGACACGCAGAAUCGAUCACCGAGGAUCGCGAACGGGAAUCGAGGGCGAGCACGCGUGUGCAGUUUUGAACCGCGCACCGCGAUCCGCGAGCCACGUUAAAAACGUUUUAAGUGAACUGUGUCGAGAAGUGCGUUCGUUCGGAGGGCCCGGUACACGAGAAAUUCCGGUGCUGUUUUUAACCCGCGCGAAACUGGAACGUGUGUUGUUCGUCGUAUAAAUAGAGGAUAAUCUCGGCGCGGGUACGAGCGUUGAAGUUUGUUUAAUCGGACCAAGUUCGCGUGUGUCGCGCUCGCGCCCCCCCGAGCGGCAUCAUACGUGGCCCGACAGACACUAAACCGACUCGUAUCUCCGGAAUGCAUAGUCGACGGGUAUUUUCUCCGUCCUAAGAGACAUUUGGGACAGUGUGUCAAGGCCAGACGAUUCCUACAACUGAACAUUGUAGCGCGAGUCCCGCUUUGGUCGUGGCUAGCGCGAACGAUGUAACGGGGAACGCCAACGGAAGAGGACGCGCCGUGUGCAUCCCGAAACCUCGCGCUCCACGGAUCUCUUAUCGAUCGCGAAGCACGCUUACGAGGGAAGACAGUCGGCUCUCUCGGUCGAUCGAUGCCCUCUCGCGAUCCCUGCGUUCACUCUGCGGAUUUCCUGCUGCGACGGGAUCUAGAACACGGUGUCAAGGUCGUCGUCGAUCCGUCCUAAGGAUUUCGCACGGCGGGAACGUUUGUCGCUCGUACGUGACAUCUCCGACGCGGCGAGAUCAGUGCUUUACGGAAUCCGCGUACGCGCGCGUGUUAAAUCGACCGUCGCCGCGGCGUACUUUCUUCGAAGGACACCGUGUCUGUGGCUGUGUGUGCGUGCGUGCGUGUGUAUUUUCGCCGCUUUUCGACGCGUUGCGCGGGAACCGAGCGUCCAAACGUUUUCUACACCACGGCAGAUCCGGACGGAAAGGCACGCUCGUCCAAAACAUUUACCAACGAAGAAGCGUCUCGUGUUUCGUCUGGUCGCGUUCUCUCUUCGUCGCUCUCUCUUCGUCGCUCUUCGCGCCGGUCCCGUACCCGGUUUCGGCGAAUGUGUUCGCUUGUAUCGCGAGCCGUAGAGAUAGAGACGUUUUUUUUUCUUCUUCUUCUUUUCUUUUUUUUUUUAUCUCCGCUCGGAGAAACGAGCGAUCGAACGAGCAAGAUUAACCGGCGACCUGGCGGCUAAUUUUAAUUCGCGCAACAAACAAGACCGCGAAGUCGAAGUCGUCGCGCGAUAACGGGCGAGAGAACGUUACGGACCGACGACGUCGGAACCGCCGACCGUCGCUGUUUCGCUACCGCGGUUCUCCAAUAUGGCGAACGUGUCUCGUGCUCGGAGGACCGAGUCUCGUGCCAUCGAGGUCGCCCUGAAUUAGACCUUACCCGUUAUCGAGACUCCGAGAAUAGUGAAUUUCUGUGAACAGACAAGAUACGGGCACGCUGGUUACCAUUAUGACAGCCGACGAUGAUCUAUCGAUCGCGAACUUGCUCAUCUUCGAUCGUACAAAGAUACUUGGACGUACGUGUGCACGCGCGAACCGGUUCGCGUUCCCUUGAAACGAAUCGAGUGGGUUCGGUAAACGAGUCGUGUCUGUAAAAAGCGGCAGCAAAAUGUGGAUGAAACAACAGGAACAAGUGUACCUGCACCCUCAGCAGCAGGGACUGCAUCCCGGGAUCAUCGGAACGGUAGAACGGACGCAUCAUCAUCAUCAUCAUCAUCAUCGAUCCACCACCGUGAAUUUGCCUGGUCCAAGCAAUCCAAGAGCGGCGCGAAACAUGGCGGAGAAACAGCGCCGCGACAAUCACAACACAAACAUCAUGGCUAUGGGGAAGCUCGUACCCACUGUCGCCGAGAGUCCGAAGAAGCUGGACAAGAUAUCCAUCUUGAGGCUGGCUGUCGCCUACCUUGGGUCCCAUUACACGCUCGGGCCUGGGAAAACAAACUUACUACCUCGAGAACUCGCCAAAAUGGACUUGGAACAGUACAUUAUCACCAACUUGAUCGAAAGCGGGGGCUUCUUUCUCGUGGUCACCUCUACGGGGAAGAUCAUCUAUGUUAGCCGGCAGGUCCUGGAACACCUUGGCCACUCUCAGGCGGACCUGUUGAGCCACUCUCUGUACAAUUUCGUCCAUCCAAACGAUCACGAGGAGCUCACGAAGAAUCUAGUCCCGGACGAGAUGCAGGGUGUGGUCGUGACGUCGUCCACGUCGCGGGCACAGAUCACGGACGCGGCGAACGACAAUUCCAGCUCCUCGGAGGACUCGUCGACGACCCUCAGGAACGAGGGUAGACCCUUUCGCGAGCAGAGGCGGUGUUUUCAGCUGAGAAUGCUGCACCGUACCGCCUCGAGGCGAGAACAUCCCCAAUACGAGUGCGUCGAGAUCUCGGGGAUGCUCAGGCUCGCGGACACUUGUAGGAAUUCGGAAUUGAACGGCGGUCGAACGCAAUACCGAGAAGUCGGCUCGACCAGCAACGACAUAAUUUUCGUGGGUAGAGCGCGGUUGCUGAUGAAGCGUCCAAUCACCGAAAUAUCGCUAAUGGACGCGAACAAAGACGAGUACGUCACCCGGCACUUGGUGGACGGCAGAAUCAUUUACUGCGACCACAGGGUGUCCGUGGUGGCCGGUUACUUAUCGGAGGAAGUCUCAGGUUUGAGCGCCUUCAGUUUCAUGCACAAGGACGAUUUCAGGUGGACGGUGAUCGCGCUUCGUCAGAUGUACGAUCGUGCGGAGACCUGCGGAUCAUCGUGUUACAGGCUGCUCUCGAAAUCGGGUGACUUUAUUUAUUUACGUACGCACGGCUAUUUAGAGUUCGAUAAGGACACGCAAACUGUUGAAUCUUUUGUGUGCAUAAACACAUUAGUGUCGGAGGAGGAAGGUGUUCAGCUCGUGAAGCAAAUGAAGAAAAGAUUCUCGGCGGUGGUGUCCGAAACUACGAUGGCGAUGAUCCAGAACAAGGAAGACGUGUCGUUUGACUUGGGUACGGACUCGCAACAAUCGAACUCGAAGAGCAGCGUGGGGGAUCCUUCGCAGGUGGAGGACGCGAUCACGCAUUUGGUUAGCGAUUUGUCGUCGUCGGUGUCGGAAAACCGUCUGACAGGAUCACCUGUGCCGGACGAGCAGUUCGUGAAGGCCGCCAUAGUGUCGCAACAUUUGCCCCCGGCAGCCACGCAGGCCAGCAAAAUCGGUAUCAAGAAGAUCGAUCAUUACUUGGUGGUGCAGGGCAAGGGGAAUCGAACGCCAAAACAGGACUCGAAAACAGUCCAUCUGACCGAAGUCCAUGAGAAUUGUAAACCCUCGGGUAAAUCGUUACCGAUCAAUCAAUCCCACAGUGCACACGAUAACGUGCAAAGCAAGGACGAUAAAACGGUUUCUGGACAAGUCGGUAGCAUAAUCACCACGAGCGAUUUGUCCGUAGAGCCUGCAACGUCUCGGUUGGACGAUCCUCUGAGUAUAGACACUUUGAAUCCGGGCGUAGCGAUCGAUGAAUCUAUUAUAAGCGUAUCGAGCACGCACUCGUUGUGCGACGAUAUAUCCUGCGACAUCAAAGUUGAGCACAACGCGAACGUUUUCGAGCACGAAACGGAACCGUUGAUAGAGUACCCGGAGGCCAGCGUGGUCGACGAGAGCGUCAUCUCCGAUUCCAGAUCGAGCCAUCAGUAUCCAUUGAAGAGGAUAUACAGCGACGAAGAUCUUAGGACAUCUUGCAAUAAAAAGAGACACGUUUCUGACGAAGAGCAGAGCGUCCCGUACGUUGACUGCAGGUCGUUCGUUACGGACGAAUUCCCGGAUCUCGGCUCGAACUACAGCCAAUACAAUAUGAAUUCUCAGCUUCUGAGGGUCGCUGAGUCGCCCAAUUCCACCCUGGACGAACUUACCAUCGACUAUCAGGAAGUGGAUUCCAGCUUGCCGCUUCUACCUCCAAACCCGGUGGACGAAAAAUUCAAUGAUUCAGAUCUAAUAGUGAAAAUGAUUUUUGAAAAUACCUUUAACGAUGCGAAAGUUCAACAACUACCGGAUCAUAAUGCAAUCAAUAAAGAAAUAAGGAGAACGCAUCUACAACUUAAGAACAGCAUGGCGUUGCAAGAAUCGCAGCUGAACGUUUUGGCGCGAGACCUGAAAAAUCCAGCCUUACAAGCGAAAAGAGGAAGCUUAACACCGUUACAGGCAGAGCACGAUAUACAAAAACAAAUUCUUGAGACGCUGCAGCAAGAUCACCAUAACAUACAAAUUAACAUAAAGCACAAUAUUGGCGUGUAAAAUAUCCAAAAGCACGCGAAGCGAUGAAAGUUAAAAAAAAUAAAAGUACUCUUGGAAUUGGUAAAGUGCAACCGCACGUUGAAUGUUCCAGUGAGAUCUGUCGUAACUCAUUCCUUCUCAAAUACCAGUGAUAAAAUGGUAAAGUGGAAAAAAAAUAAAACGUAACGACUGGUAGUUACAUUUGACAAUCGACAAAUGUUGUAACAACAUCGACCUGCAUUAUUCUACAGCUUGUCAAGACGUAACAGUGUUUGUCCCGAGACUUUGUGUUGGGAAGAGAAGAAUAAUGUCGCGUGCAAACAGGUAAACUCUGUAUGUUGUACAGACAUAGACUGUAAAAUCCGAAUUAUGGACGUUGUACAUACCUAGCCCCUCGUGUUUGCUGGAAAUAUGAACGAUUAUAUAAUUUCGGUGACUGCAUGAGCCGCGUACGUAAAUCGUACUGUAAGUCAUGCGCGCGUGCGUUUUACAUUUACAAAGGUCCAAUGUUGCGAAAUUUAAAGAUUUUAUGAUAGCAGACUUGUAGAUAGUGUGGACUCGAUUUUAAAUGGCCGCGCUAUUCAGGACCGUUUUACUCUGUCAUUAAUUGGCCAAGAGCGAAAACUAUUUCCAUGUCGAAUAGACCACGGUAUACAAGCAUAUAUAUCGGAUGGAUAUUGUUACGCGCUGCAGCAGCCAGCCGCCAUCUUUCAUUUUGAAUUUUUGCCCUACCAUAAACCUCGCCUAAAAUUAAGAGAAGACGACGGGCAGCUACAGCGCGCAACAAACACAGCACCAGUUCUGUUUAAACUCCAUUGGUCGUUGGAUGCCAAUUACGAGAAAAGAGAGAAUAGAACACUACCAGACUCAAAUUCGAAUCUUGCUAGUAAAAGUGAAAUGACAGUACAAAGUUUCUGUUUUGAAAUAAAAUAUAUGCUUUUACGAGAGAAGGUAGUAAGAAAAAUUAUUAGAUACGUGAUCGUACCUAGUUUUUAUUAUUGUUACAUGAGUACGAUAACAAUAAAAGAUCGACCUUAAAUGUCUCGAAUCAUACGUCGUAUUAUUAAUUCUUUUCCGAUAAAAAAAAAAAACACUCGAUCUUAAAAAGUGGUGCGGGACUGCUUAUUUCUAUGUACGUAACUACAUAUGCACUAUUUAUGACAGAAACAUGCACUUCUGAGCAUUUUACACGUUACUUUGUUAUUUUUUACAAAUCUUUUACUUUCUCGCGAAAUAUUACGGUGAACAAAAUUGUCAACCUUUUUUAACCGUGAAAUCUACAUCAUCGGUUCCACCGUGCGCGUAAAGGAAAUGUUAUAUUUCAUGUUUGUAAUCGUUCUGUUAUGGCAUAUUUUUAGACUUUACUGGCCUCGUUAUCCACCCAAUAUUAUGUUACUUUAUAUUACUUUAUUACUAAUAGUUAAGCGUUAGUAUCUAUCGAUGAGUAGCAUAAUAAUUUUCGCGAUUGGUUGAUGUGCAAUUUAUUAUCAUAUAAUAAAUGUGCAUGGAUCGAUAACAUUUUAAGCUACUGUUGACAAAAAACAUGAAUAAGCAUAAUCAAGCGAAUGAAUCUGCGAUUCAAUGUAAAAAAAAAAAAUGUUAAAAUAUACAGGAUGGAAUUAUGCGCGUGAAAAGAUUAUAGACGCGCGAUCAUUAUUGACAUAUUCAACACCAAUGAAUAAUAGAUCUAUAUAUCAUUUUAGUUCCAUUUCCCUAUGUACAAGUAUAUAUAAGGCUGAUACUGUAAAUAAGAAUUCCGAACAUCUCAGUGAUCGGUAUUACCGAUUAAGGAAAUCACCUUUUAUCUCUUUGUGAAUUGUUCAUCGUUCAUUCAUAUUGUACAUCUAUUUGCAAAUCGUGUGCUAUUUCCCAAAUACAUUAACGAGUUAUUCACGCUCCUGCGUUCUGAUACCAGCUGCUGGUGUCGGUGUGGUUUAGAAUUGUAAUGUAGUUUAUAAAGUAUACUAAUAAUACGGGUAGCCCCCCUCCCUCCCCCGCCCCGCCCAACCCUCUCCCCCUUUACGUAAGUUCCCGUUGUAAGACGCGACAACAAAUAAAUCGCAAUUUCCCACAAGCAUGAUAUCCUCUAGAGCAACAAUAUUUAUGUGGAAUCCAAGUCGAAGAGAUAUAUUCGUACUAUUUUAUGAGCUUUAUGACUUACAAGGAAUUGUUAUGUAAAUUAUGUAUUUAUUUUGAACAGGAAUGAUGUUUAAAUGAUGUACAGACAGGGAUUAUGAAACUACGAAAAGAGGGGAUUUAUCUGCGCAUACUUCUUAUAUAUGUACACAUCAUAUUCAUUGUAAAAAUUGUCAAUAACUCGAUUUUAUGUCAUUGACAUCGGUGUCAAGCGUAUCGGGGCAUACCUGGCGUUCGAGUUUGUUCGAGUUUGGCCGAUAUCGCUAUUAACUUUUACAAAAAUCUGUACAAUAUUAGGAGAAGCUUAAAAGUCUGUAAGCUUCGCUCACUUUUAUCGCCGCGAAGGGCUCGCGCGUCCUUUCCUCGUAAUCGCUUGACAUUGAUAAAAAUCCAACUUUUUUACGUGCUACCAUGUUACUUGAAAAGAUAAAUGUCCCUUGCAUAAUAUAUCGUGUUAUGGGCGUUUAGUUAAGUGAAUGGCAGACUUUCCAAUUCGUCAUAAUCAUUGUAGUACAAACAGCAAGUUUAAAGUGUCUGUGUUUAAUGUCACUUUUUCGCUCCUGUAAUCUAUCAAGCAAAUUGUAAAUGUGUUUUUUGUGAUCCUCAGCGAUGCGACUCGAGCUUAGCCAUCGUGCUCAUGUUUUAUAUGUUCCAAAAAAAAUAUACGUAGAAACGGUAUUUCUACGAUUAAUCGUUAUCGAAAAUUACGAAUCGAGCAAGAUAUAUGGUAUCCAUGAUAUUUCGUUAAUUAAAAAUAUUGUAAUUAUUAUACGCGUAAGUGAUUUUCAAGCGUUAUUCAAAAAUAUGGCAGUUAAGAUCACUGUAUUGGAACUUGAUACACCGUUUCGAACCACGCUUGUUUCAAAUAACAAUUUUCGAUUAAUCACUUUGUGUAAACGUUCAUUGCUGAUAGUAAAAUAGUCUAACGCAGGCAAACAGAAAAGAGAAAAAGCUACAAUGCUGAGGGAAUGUUUAUUCGGGACUGAAAAAAUUGGUUCCGCGCGAUCAGGAAGCAAACGAAAAAUGAAAUAUUAGUUUACAACUAUUUGAUAUAAUGAAAACGAGCGGAUAUCAAUGUGACAUAGACAGAUGGCACUACAGAAUUCGCUAAACUAACGUUUAAUCUUACGAUAUUGUAAAUACUACCUUUAUUAUAUUUUAUACACUGCUGUUUGCACAUAAGUGAUUUUUACAAUUUCUUUCUGUAAGUUACAUAUGCAAACGCAAUUGGACACGAUUGUGUACAUCCUCCUUGUACGUUUAUAUAUGUAUUUUUGGGAGCAGAACAUCGCAGAAUGUUUUUUAAAAUCGCUGUAAAGUCAAAUCACGUUAUUGAUUUGCGUCCGUUCUACGUAUUAAGCAGUCUUGGAAAAAAUUUUUAUGCGAAACGAUCGUCUAUUCGUGAUCUUGUUUGUUAAAAAUUUAAACGCAAAAUUCGAAAUGUUUUUCACUACGUGCUCAGUUUUCGUUCGAAGAAGCUUGAAAUUUCUAUCGACAGUAUUACGCCUCCGCGUACGUAACGACACAAUUUAAUUAAUAUUGAUCGUAAUUUGUUUAGAAUGGUAAAAAACAAACGACCUGCGUGAAAAUCUCCGUAACGCGGUUACAAAAUUAAAUCUUAAGCGAACGUCAUUGUGUGGCUAUUUCAAUUUUUAAUUUCAGUGUUUUUGAGACUCGUCGAACACUGUGUAAAUCUUACCGUAGCUAUUACGACAACGCGAUACACAUUUCACGAAAAUGAAGAGAAAUACACCUCGGAUUAACAACAGACGAACAUAACAGAGUAAUGGA